AUGCCGAUCCCCGCUCCAAAAUGCGGGCGACAAGCCGAGCCUGUUUGGGCCAUCUUCUCUGCCGAGGACGACGAGGCGCCUCCCGAAGCUGUCACCCUGGCCUGUCCUUCAAAGACGGUCCAGUUUGUGAACCACAUGAUCCUCGGUUCACAAAUGGAGCUGUCCGAGAUCGAGGACCUCCCGAAGAAGCUCCUUCGGGAGGAGGCUAGCCACGCCUUCCGUCUUCAAGCUUCGGCCUCAAUGGACAUGUGGUUGUGCGUCAAGCGAGCCAUUAAUGCUGCCGAAAAGGUGAAGAAGGCAUAUGAAGACGGCAGAGCGAAGGUUGCCGAGGCUGGUAAACCAUCCAAGCUCAAGCGAACUUGGCGAAGGACAUGCAGGCUGCAGAACGGCAGGUAA
Molecule: messenger RNA, 396 nt
Organism: Prunus armeniaca (apricot)
Lineage: Eukaryota; Viridiplantae; Streptophyta; Magnoliopsida; Rosales; Rosaceae
Source: the annotation of a GenBank genome assembly